UGGAGAACCCAUCUUGGGGAUAGUCUCGAUUUUUUAGGCGCAGAGAUUUGUAAGGUUAAGCUGUGAGGAACUUGGUGUAUCAUUGUCUGUUGAUGAAGGAGGAGGAGAUUUGUUUAUGACCUCAUUCUAGUCGAUUGAAUUUCGCCUUCUGAAGGGUUUCUUAUGGAAUUCAUCGAUUUCUAUACGAUCUGGUAAUCUUCUUCUCAAGAACUGGAUGUUUUCCUCUUUUUUGCCCCAAGUGAAACGAGGUAAAUUUGAGUGAUCUUGUGGUAGUCUUCACUUUCGUUGUUUCGAAGCCAAGUUGAAGUAGCGACUCGAGAAGGUAAGGCACUGGAUGGUGUUUCGGAUUCGGGGGGUUUUAUGCGAUUAUCUGUGUUCUUUUGGGUAGUUGAGCUAUGGAGGUAAUCGCUGAAGAUGGGAAAGUUGUGUCUCGGGUAGUGACCGAAUCGAAGGGGGCAAAGAAGCAGAAGAACAACAAAGAACAGGUUGAAACUGUGGAAGAGGAAACUGGCUGUUGGAUUGCUCUGAGGAUUUUUCGUAGCUGCAUUUCUUCGAGAUCCAAAGUUGAUAGUUCGAUUAGUGGGACUAGUAUUAACUAUGCUGAAAGCAAGUCUACGGUGGAUUCGAGUAGAGACCAGCCGACGCCUCAAGAGAUAUCUUCUACAAAUACAAGUAUGAGUAAUGCAGAGAGUAAUUCAUCCACUUCCAAACUAGAAGAGGAACUUAAAAUAUCUCCUCAUCUACGGAAAUUUUCAUUCAAUGAUCUUAAGUUGGCGACAAGGAACUUCAGACCGGAGAGUCUUCUUGGUGAGGGCGGUUUUGGUUGUGUUUUUAAGGGUUGGGUUGAAGAAAACGGAACUGCUCCAGUUAAACCUGGCACAGGACUCACUGUUGCUGUUAAAACGCUCAACCAUGAUGGUCUUCAAGGCCAUAAAGAGUGGAUGGCUGAGGUGAAUUUUCUUAGUGAUCUCAAACAUCCCAACUUGGUCAAACUUAUCGGUUACUGCAACGAAGAUGAUCAAAGACUGCUUGUAUAUGAGUUCAUGCCCAGAGGAAGCCUGGAGAAUCAUCUUUUCCGGAGAUCUCUACCACUUCCGUGGUCUAUUAGGAUGAAAAUUGCACUAGGUGCUGCCAAGGGUCUUGCUUUUCUUCACGAAGAAGCGAAAAGGCCGGUUAUAUAUCGUGAUUUCAAAACAUCCAACAUCCUAUUAGACGCCGAAUACAAUGCCAAGCUUUCUGAUUUCGGACUUGCAAAAGAUGGCCCCGAUGGAGAUAAAACCCAUGUCUCUACUCGUGUGAUGGGAACGUAUGGCUAUGCAGCUCCAGAAUACGUAAUGACUGGACAUCUUACAUCAAGGAGUGAUGUGUAUAGUUUCGGAGUCGUUCUUCUUGAAAUGUUAACUGGCAGAAGAUCCAUGGACAAAAACCGUCCUAACGGUGAACAUAAUCUUGUCGAGUGGGCACGGCCAUACCUAGGAGAGAAAAAGAGAUUCUACCGUUUGAUAGACCCUAGGCUUGAAGGGCAUUUCUCAAUAAAAGGUGCUCAAAAGGCAGUACAAUUGGCUGCUCAAUGCCUUAGCCGAGAUCAAAAGGUCAGACCCUUAAUGAGUGAAGUUGUUGAAGCCUUGAAGCCUCUCCCAAACCUCAAGGACAUGGCAAGUUCAUCUUAUUAUUUUCAGACAAUGCAAGCCGACCGUGUCCGAUCGAGCCCAAUGGCGAGAAAUGGCUACCACACAGCUGCAGGACCAGUUCCGAAGAACGGGCAGCAACUACGCAGCCAUUCAAUCGCCAAUGGAUCUCAUGCUUCUCCAUAUCAUCAUCAGCAGCAACCCCAUCCAUCUCCAAAACCCAAUGUCAAACCCUGAAACUUGGGUUGUUUGGUAAUUAAUCAGUAAUUAUCUAGUUGUGUUAACCCAUCUCAUUUUGUCAAUCAGUAGUUUUCCCCCCCUUCUACCUCAGUAUAGAUAGAUGUUUAUUUUGCAAACAGCAUUUGCUGGUGGAUCAUUGAAAAUGCUACUGAUAGACAUGUCUGCUCUAUCACCACCUUGUUAAAAUGGGAAACCUGGCAGAAGAGUGUACCAUAGCAGAUGAAUUUUGUUCAUCAUUUUCAAUGUCAUAUUAUUUUGAGAAAGAACAGAAAGAACUCCAUAUCCUUUUCCUCUUCA
This is a messenger RNA of Cucurbita pepo subsp. pepo (vegetable marrow), 2165 nucleotides long. The record is from RefSeq and is a predicted model, not a curated record. Lineage: Eukaryota; Viridiplantae; Streptophyta; Magnoliopsida; Cucurbitales; Cucurbitaceae.